Oryctolagus cuniculus (rabbit) is the source of this 3057-nucleotide messenger RNA. RefSeq names its product TBC1 domain family member 22A (gene TBC1D22A). Gene Ontology annotation, molecular function: GTPase activator activity. Gene Ontology annotation, biological process: activation of GTPase activity. Lineage: Eukaryota; Metazoa; Chordata; Mammalia; Lagomorpha; Leporidae. The record is from RefSeq and is a predicted model, not a curated record.
GGAGGCGGAAGAGUCUCUGGGCUCUACGCUCGGGAGACCCGGGACUGCUGAGGGGCUACCCCGGGGCACAGGAAAGGGCCGCUGGGGCCGACGGGCGGCGCUCCGGGUGUCAGGGCCGCGGGCCUGAGGGAUGAGGAGGGGCCAUGGCCAGCGACGGCGUCAGGAAGCAGUUCUGGAAGCGCAGCAACAGCAAGGUCCCGGGCAGCAUCCGGCACGUGUACGGAGCGCAGCACCCGCCGUUUGACCCGCUGCUGCACGGCACCUUGCUGAAGUCCACGCCCAAGGUGCCGACCACCCCGGUCAAAGCCAAGAGGGUCAGCACCUUCCAGGAGUUUGAGAGCAACACCAGUGACGCCUGGGAUGCCGGGGAAGACGACGACGAGCUGCUGGCCAUGGCAGCCGAGAGCCUGAACACCGAGGUGGUCAUGGAGACGGCCCACCGUGUCCUGCGUGACCACAGCCAGCGGCAGGGACAGCACAUGGCACAGGAGGCACCGGCUCCCGAGGCAGAGCCGCCCGCAGCCCCAGCUAGUGACCUGCGGCUGGUGAAGUCUGUCAGCGAGAGCCACACGUCCUGUCCUGCAGAAAGUGCCAGUGGCGCGGCCUCUCUGCAAAGGUCCCAGUCUCUCCCACACUCGGCCAGUGUCGCCCUGGGUGGGACGGCUGACCCAAGCACCCCUGGCAGCUCAGCGCUGAGUGAGAGGGAGGCCUCUCGGCUCGACAAGUUCCAGCAGCUGCUUGCCGGCCCCCACACAGACCUCGAGGAAUUACGGAAGUUGAGCUGGUCCGGAAUCCCGAAGCCAGUCCGCCCAGUUACCUGGAAGCUUCUCUCCGGUUACCUUCCUGCCAAUGCAGACCGAAGACCAGCCACUCUGCAGAGAAAGCAGGAAGAGUAUUUUGCUUUCAUUGAACACUACUAUGACUCCAGGAACGAUGAAGUCCACCAGGACACCUACAGACAGAUCCACAUCGACAUCCCUCGCAUGAGCCCCGAGGCGUUAAUACUGCAGCCCAAGGUGACGGAGAUUUUUGAAAGGAUUUUGUUUAUAUGGGCGAUCCGUCACCCUGCCAGUGGAUACGUUCAGGGCAUAAAUGACCUCGUCACUCCUUUCUUCGUGGUCUUCGUUUGUGAAUACAUAGAGGGGGAGGAUGUGGACAGUGUGGACAUCUGCAGCGUGCCCGCCGAGGUGCUGCGCAACAUCGAGGCCGACACCUACUGGUGCAUGAGCAAGCUGCUGGACGGCAUCCAGGACAACUACACCUUUGCCCAGCCUGGGAUUCAGAUGAAAGUGAAAAUGCUGGAGGAGCUCGUGAGCCGGAUUGACGAGCAAGUCCACCAGCACCUGGACCAGCACGAAGUGAGAUACCUGCAGUUUGCCUUCCGCUGGAUGAACAACCUGCUUAUGAGGGAAGUGCCUCUUCGCUGCACCAUCCGGCUGUGGGACACCUACCAGUCUGAACCCGAGGGCUUCUCGCAUUUCCACUUGUACGUUUGUGCGGCUUUUCUCGUGCGGUGGAGGAAAGAAAUACUAGAAGAAAGAGAUUUUCAAGAGCUGCUGCUCUUCCUGCAGAACCUGCCCACUGCCCACUGGGGCGACCAGGACAUCAGCCUGCUGCUGGCCGAGGCCUACCGCCUCAAGUUCGCCUUCGCCGACGCCCCCAAUCACUACAAGAAGUGAGCCUGGCCCGCUGCCAGCGGCUGCCGUGGGCCCCCGGGGACGGGGGCCUUGCUGGGCGGCCCCGCCCUGCCGGCACUGGCCAGGCCCAGACCCAGGCCCAGGGUCCGUCCAGGGCUGGCAGGGACGGGCCGCCUGUUUCUGAGAUACCAAAGAGAGCCAGGGAGGGUCCUGGCUUUGGGGCUGAGGUGCGCCCCUUCGCCCGCCCAGCAGCGUCCUUGCCAAAUGCCCGCCUCCUGAGGUGCCGGUCGGCGGACCCGGCCGGAGGGGCCGGGGCAGAGGGAGGCGUCGCCGCCUGGUACCUUGUCUGAAACGCGAAACUUGAUCUGUUGAGUGAAAGAAUAAAAUACAGACGAAACGCCACGUGAGACUGCCCUCGGCGGAGAGCCCACCCUUUCCCGUGCUGUGUUCUCUCCUGGCUGGAACAUGCUAGAAUGCUGAUGGCCAGGGUGGGAUCCAGGAGUGGCCCCGGGCCCCGAGGAGUGGGUGGGCGCUGUGAGGCCACUCCCAGCUGCCAUACUUUGCACUCUGACCUCUUAGAGGGCUCAGCCCCGGGGGGUGUGUGUCAGGUAGGGCCCGGAGCGGCUGUUCUCACGGAGCCCUGGGCACUGGCUGCAGGCCGGCAGGCGGGCAGGGUGUGGCGCCCGCAGUGGCCUGUGUGUCCCCCACCCCUCCCCGGCCCCCGCGGCCUAGCUGCCCUUUGCCAGAUCUGCCCAGCCUGCCUCGUGGAGACUCACCGGCUCCUGGGGCCCUGCCAGGGCUGCGUCUGCUGCUCCAGGGGCUCGGGGCUUGCUUCCCCUGCAUCCCCCAGGCCCGUCGCAGGCUGUGUGGCCUGCGCUGACACCGACACCUGCCCGUGAGGCCGCAGCCUCGGCCCCUGGGACCCUGAGCCAGGACAGCUGCCGUCCUCAGGAACCUGUUGUCACCAACACCCCUCAGGAGCAGCCACACCCCCUGCCCGGCCCAGCACACCAGCUGGAGGCUGUGAGUGUGGGGGCACGUGGCGUGCGCGUAUUCCUGCUCCUGGGGAGAAGUCUGGUCGUUACAUGCAGCGUAGCAAUGAGCACAGCCCCACCCUCUGCCCCUCCCCGGGACUGGGGUCCGGCCAUCCCAGCGCCCAGGACUCCCCGUCUCACUUAGCCGAGAUGGGCCCUGGGAGCUCCCCCGCCCUCGGAUCACCGCGGCUGUGCAGGCCUGUGCCCCGGGCAGCGGGCCCCACAGGCAGGAGGGCCCCACACCGGUGGGCUGGGUCCGGGCACCUUCCCGUGGCGCUCGGGACGUGGACGAGCGUCCUGUGUCCACGCGGGGCGGGGGGAGUGCUGGAGGCGAGCUGUCUGAAAUGCCGUGUCCUGGAGACGUGGAAUAAAGGUGCAGUCGCGAA